UGUGGGGCGCAGUUGUCUAAUCAGUUCACUCUCUAGUGUACUGCAAAGAAAGCAAACAGCCAGAUAACAAAUAAGAAGGAGACUGAGACAUAAUGUAAGCGAUUAGCGUUUACUCAGAAGUGUUCGUCAUGAAGACCAUCCAGAUUAUUUCGUGCAUUCAAAGCGAUUUCGUCAGAAUUAGCUGGCUAGCACGGCACAUGCUAACGCGUUUCCGUGGCAACGGCGCCUUCAGUCAGGGAAAUAUCACAUUACAAGCAUCAGAGGGACGCUGAAGGAUGCGGCUGAAAACAUCUCUGCUGAAGGAACCCAAACACAGAGAGCUGGUGAGCUGCGUGGGAUGGACCAGCGCUGAUGAGCUGUACUCCUGCAGCGACGACCACCACAUUCUCCGGUGGAACCUGCUCACUAACGACACCAGCGUCCUCGUCAAGCUCCAGGACCAGAUCUACCCCCUCGACCUGCACUGGCUCCCCAAGAGCGUGAGCGGGAAGAAGCAGGCUGGGGCCGAGAGCUUCGCCCUCACCAGCACUGAUGGUAAACUCCACCUGGUGUCUAAAUCUGGACGUGUAGAGAAGAGUGUGGAGGCCCAUAGAGGAGCUGUGCUCGCCGGACGCUGGAAUCAUGACGGGACGGCUCUUAUCACAGCUGGUGAAGAUGGACAGCUGAAGAUCUGGUCUAAGAGUGGGAUGCUGAGGUCUACUCUGGCCCAACAAGGGACUCCCGUGUACUCCGUGGCGUGGGCUCCAGACUCAGGACGGGUUCUGUACACAUCGGGUCGACAGCUGGUGAUCAAGCCGCUGCAGCCCAGCGCCAAAGUCCUGCAGUGGAAAGCUCAUGACGGAGUCAUUCUGAAGGUGGACUGGAGUGCUGUCAAUGAUCUCAUACUGUCAGGAGGAGAAGACUGCAAAUAUAAGGUGUGGGAUAGCUACGGCCGGCUGCUCUUCUCCAGCUCUGCUCAUGAUUACCCCGUCACCUCAGUGGCCUGGGCUCCGGACGGAGAGCUCUUCGCCAUGGGCUCCUUCCACACACUCAGACUGUGUGAUAAGACCGGGUGGUCGUACUCUCUGGAGAAGCCCAGCACUGGAAGUCUGUUCAGUCUGGCCUGGUCUGCAGACGGCACUCAGCUGGCCGGAGCCUGUGGAAACGGACACGUCUUGUUCGCUCACGUCGUAGAGCAGCGCUGGGAGUGGAGGAACUUUGAGAUCACACUCACAAAGAGACGCACUAUGCAGGUCAGAAACGUGUUGAAUGAUGCAGUGGAUGUUCUGGAGUUCAGAGAUCGGGUCAUCAAAGCCUCGCUGGCUCACGGUCAUCUGGUGGUCACCACCUCUCUGCAGUGUUACGUCUACAGUGCUAAGAACUGGAACACUCCGCUGAUCUUUGACCUGAAGGAGGGAACCGUCAGUCUCAUCGUGCAGGCCGAGAGGCACUUUCUGUUGGUGGAUGGAGCAGAUCUGUUUGUGUACUCGUAUGAGGGCCGUUUGGUGUCGUCUCCCAAGAGUCCCGGUAUGAGAAUGGACAUCCUGAACUCUCAGUCCAUCUCUCUGAGAUUCACUGUGUCUUCCUUCUCUCCUCCAGUCGUCUUUCUGUUCGAGGCUCAGACGGGAAAAGCCAUUGGUGACGGCAAACCUUUGAACCACAAGAUAGAGGUGGUGUUCGUCGCGCUGGAUCAGUGUGGCUCGUCUAAUGACAGAAGGAUCGCACUGAUCGAUAAGAACCGUGACCUCUACCUGACCUCUGUGAGAAAGCUGGGCCGAGCACACAGCAUCCACAAGAUCGGGUCGAUGGUUGACACUAUGGCCUGGAACGACUCGGCUAACAUCCUGUGUGGCGUCCAGGACAGCCGGUUCACAGUGUGGUACUACCCUAGUGUGGUGUUUGUGGACAAAGACCUGCUGCCCAAAACCAUCUUCACCAGAGACAGCAGAUGGUUUACGCUCCGCAUCUGCCGCUUCGCCAAGGAUCAGACGCUCUGGUCGUGUCUGGCCGGUCUGGCGAUGGCCAAUAGGGAGCUGAGCACAGCAGAAGUGGCGUAUGCAGCUAUAGGAGAGAUUGAUAAGGUGCAGUACAUCAACUUCAUAAAGGACCUUCCGUCGAGAGACUCGUGUCUCGCUCACAUGCUGCUCUUCAGCGGACACGUGCAGGAGGCCGAGGCCACUCUACUGCAGGCCAACCUCAAUUACCACGCCAUCCAGAUACACAUCAGCCUCUACAACUGGGACAGGGCUCUGGAGCUGGCCGUGAAGUACAAAACUCACGUGGACACGGUGCUCGCUCACAGACAGAAGUUCCUGCAGGACUUUGGAAAACAGGAAACCAACAAGAGAUUCCUGCAGUACUCUGAGGGAGUGGAAGUGGACUGGGAGAAAAUCCAGGCUAAAAUUGAAAUGGAGUUUGCUAUGGAGCGGGAAAAAGCAGCCAACGCAUCCGUCAGAAGCAGCGUGUCCAUUCGCCGAUAAAAACACACACCUGUAAUGUAAUUCAGGUAAACUGAGGCCUGGAUCCCACUGAACGAGCACUGAUCUCCGACUCCUCAACACUGACUGCACACUGUGGCUAACUCUCAAAGUUAAGAAGUUAUGGCAGGCAUGACAAUUCAUAUCUUAGCCUCUUAAAAAAUGUACAUCAUUCUAUUACCAGGCAUCACGUCUAGUUCAGCUGUUAUUCAUAUCAUUUCAAGAAGAUUUUGUAACAAGAAUGAAUUUUUAUUGUAAAAGCUUGAUUUAUGUUUAUUCAAUAAAUGCAUAUUUGAAAUUAAA
Molecule: messenger RNA, 2759 nt
Organism: Sinocyclocheilus rhinocerous
Lineage: Eukaryota; Metazoa; Chordata; Actinopteri; Cypriniformes; Cyprinidae
Gene: ift80
Product: intraflagellar transport 80 homolog (Chlamydomonas)
Exons: 21
Coding region: 276-2459 (727 amino acids)
Biological process (GO): cilium assembly
Cellular component (GO): intraciliary transport particle B; cilium; centrosome
Molecular function (GO): protein binding
Source: RefSeq, a predicted model, not a curated record